AUGUUUCAUACAGAGAAAAAUCUUUCAAUUUCAGUAGACCUGGAUAUCUACCCAAACUGCACCUCUAAACUGCCAUCACUGAGUCAAGUGAACCCCACAAAAGUGGUCAUUAUGGUGUUUGUUGGCAUAUUCUUUGUUUUGUUUGGCUUACUGGGCAAUGUCCUGGUCAUUUUGGCUGUAGUGCGACAUCGUCACCUGCAUUCAGUCCCGCACUACUUGAUUGCCAACCUGGCCGUGGCCGAUCUCCUGCUAAGCUUUACAGUUGUGCCAUUUUACGCCUCUUUGGAGUUGCUGGACUGCUGGGUUUGGGGCCAGAGGCUGUGUGACAUGUGGUUAUCACUUGAUGUGCUCUGCUGCACCGCCUCCAUCUUCACCCUCUGUGUCAUCUCUGUGGAUCGCUGGAUGGCCAUCAGCAACCCACUGAGGUACCCAUCUCGGGUAACAACUAAGCAUGCACUGGGGGCUGUGCUGGCUGUGUGGGUGUUAUCAGCUGCCAUUUCAGUAGGGCCACUGUUUGGCUGGAAAAAGCUGAAGCCUGACAAUGACACUUUAGUGUGUAAAGUGAAUCAAGACAUAGGCUAUGUCAUCUUCUCCAAUACCUGCUCUUUCUAUGUGCCUCUCCUUGUAAUAUUAGUCAUGUACUGUAAAGUGUAUGUGGUGGCACAGAAGCAAAUGAGGAGUAUAAGGAAGGGUCUCUGGCAUGGCAAUGUAAAGGACAGGGAAAUGCACCACAGUGGCAAUGUCACACAACUUCAGGCUAAAGAUUCUUGUGGAAAUGAAGAAUAUCUUACUGGAAAAUGUCACUCAUAUGGAAUCCAAAAUAGGUUGAGAAAGUUUUCACGUGAGAUGAAAGCAGCAAAGACUCUUGCCGUGGUGGUAGGCUGCUUUGUCCUUUGCUGGCUUCCCUUCUUCCUCCUGCUGCCCAUCAGCUCCUUCUCUGAAAAUCACAGCUCUCUGGAUCAAGCGUUAUCGAUCUCGGCCUGGUUUUGUUACUUCAACAGCUGCCUUAACCCCAUCAUCUACCCCUGCUUCAGCAAGGACUUUAGAAAAGCUUUCAUCAAUUUCCUCAAUUUUUUUGCCUUUACAGAUUAA
Trichomycterus rosablanca is the source of this 1092-nucleotide messenger RNA. Its product is annotated as alpha-1A adrenergic receptor-like. Gene Ontology annotation, cellular component: plasma membrane. Gene Ontology annotation, molecular function: alpha1-adrenergic receptor activity. Bases 1 to 1092 code for a protein of 363 amino acids. The transcript is spliced from 2 exons. Lineage: Eukaryota; Metazoa; Chordata; Actinopteri; Siluriformes; Trichomycteridae. The record is from RefSeq and is a predicted model, not a curated record. Gene Ontology annotation, biological process: cell-cell signaling; adenylate cyclase-activating adrenergic receptor signaling pathway; positive regulation of cytosolic calcium ion concentration.